Dendronephthya gigantea is the source of this 1394-nucleotide messenger RNA. Its product is annotated as beta-1,3-galactosyltransferase 1-like. The coding region runs from base 232 to 1329 and encodes 365 amino acids. NCBI's taxonomy places the organism in Eukaryota, Metazoa, Cnidaria, Anthozoa, Malacalcyonacea, Nephtheidae. The record is from RefSeq and is a predicted model, not a curated record. Gene Ontology annotation, cellular component: membrane. The transcript has a single exon. Gene Ontology annotation, molecular function: hexosyltransferase activity.
UAUGGCCGCUAAUAAACAAGCUUAAAAACUCGUAAUUUUGAUAAAUGCUAGUGUUUUGCUACUAUGUCAUCGUAAAUCCUUUUCAAAUCAUACCAAGUCGUCGUUCUACAAGAAAACAACCAUUCAACAAAAUCAAAUUUAACCGAGGACAACCUGGAUUAUGUCAAUUGUCAAUUUGGUAUAAAAAGAACUAGUGUCAAUUUUAUCAACAAGGCUAACAAGAGUUUCACAAUGAUCUAUAAACUCGUUCGAGUAUCCACUCGCUCAUAUCGACGGGUUUUUGUUCUGUUAUUACUGUGUUUACUGUUAUACUUUGCAAAUUGGUUGUAUUCGUAUAUAAUUGACUUUUACGUACCGACAAUGCAACCCCAACCAGUCAGGAAGGACAUGUCAAAUAUGCCUGUUAUAAGUGGUCAGGAACAUUUCAUACCAUCCCUCAUCGAGCCUGUUGUAAGUGAAGACAAUCUCUUUAUCUUAGUUCUAAUCAAUUCAGCCGCAGGAAGCGAGUCUCACUUUCAAAAACGAAUGGCAAUUAGAAAGACUUGGGGAAAGCCUAUAAUAGGACAUAAGAAAUGGAAAAUUGCAUUCUUUCUUGGAAAGACAAACAAGCGGUUGACUGAUGAAAAACGACUGAUGGAAGCAAAACAAUAUGGGGAUAUUAUUAUAGGAGAUUUUCCAGAUACCUAUAGAAAUAUAACACAAAAAUUAAUGAUGGCAUUUAAAUGGACAUCAAAGAUAAAUUACAAGUAUUUAUUAAAGACAGAUGAUGAUGUUUAUGUUAAUAUUCCUUUAUUAAUUACCUGGAUUAAUGGACGACUACAUCCUAAUGAACCUUUGUAUGCUGGAGUGUUGUAUAGGGCUAAAAUCAUAAGAGAUCCAUCACACAGACAUUUUGUCAGAUGGAGCGACCUACCCCAGCAAAGCUAUCCCUGGUAUCCUAAAGGAGCAUUGUAUGUCCUAUCAAGUGACGUUGUGCAAGAGAUGCUGAAGAUAGUUAGUCGUGUUAAGAUGAUAACAGUGGACGACGCAUAUGUUGGUGUUUUGGCAUCCUAUGUGGGAGUGAGGCCAGUUUACUUAAAUGGUUUUAUACAAUGGGGCUUUUUGCCAGAAUUAGUAGAGCUUUUUGAUAGAUGUACUUAUAGCAAUAUUAUUGGAAUGGCAGAUAAUAUGAGUCCAGAUGAUAUAUAUUUUGUUCAUCAAGAAGUGACGUCAUUACAGAACUCGUCAAAAUGGAUGUGCAUUCAUGUGUCUCACCCUAUUCUAGCAACAGUAGGACUUGUGAUAUUUUUACUGCUAGUGUUAUACACAAACAGACAUAAAUUAAUAUAACAUUAGCAUUGUGUCCCUUGUAAUUGUUGCUAGUUUAACAUGUGUUAUUUGAAAAAAUAUAAACA